AUGGACUUUUUAAACUUUGACUUUGAUGAUGAGGAAGAUGAGAAUGGCGAGAUGUCAGAAGCCAGCACGUCUGCGGAGAUGCUAUCUCUUACCGAGCCCACUGACAAAGCAGAAGGGAAGCCAAGGGAAGAAAGUUCAGACACAGACCUUGAGAUAGAAGAUGUUGAGCGAUCAUUUACAACCAUAAAGGGUGCAGAACUCUACAUAGAGGCUUGCAAGCUGGUGGGAGUAGUUCCUGUCUCAUACUUCAUUCGGAACAUGGAAGAGCCCAUCAUGAACCUUAACCAUCAUGGGCUUGGACCCAAAGGAACCAAAGCCAUUGCCAUUGCUCUAGUUUCCAACACCACCAUCACUCACUUAGAGUUAGAAGACAACUGGAUUCUGGGCGAAGGAACCACAUACCUGGUGCAGAUGCUGCGAGAAAAUUGCUACAUCCAGGAGAUGAACAUUUCCAAUAAUCAUCUGAACACAGAUGGAGCUGAAGCUAUCUGCAGAAUGUUCUUCAAUAAUAUUUCUAAUAUCCGGGCUAUUCAGCUGGCAGGAAACAACUUUAGGGAAGAGUCAGCACUGUAUUUUUCUGAAUCAUUAAUGGUCAAUUACAGAGUGAUAGAGCUGGACCUCAGCCACAAUGAGUUUGCUGACAAGGGAGGAGAACAGCUGGGACAGAUGCUGGCCAACAAUGAAUCCUUGGAGAUUCUGAACCUGAGCUGGAAUCACCUGCGAAUGAAGGGGGCUGUAGCCCUGGGUGCAGGCCUCAGGGCCAAUGGAUCACUGAAGAUACUUAACCUCUCAUGGAAUGGCUUUGGGAAUGAGGGUGCUCUGGCCCUUGGAGAAGCCCUCAAAGUCAACAAUGUGCUAACUGACCUGGACAUCAGCAGCAAUCAUAUCAACAAUGAAGGGACUAUAAAGUUGUGCAAGGGAUUAGAACUCAAUGGAACCCUUAGAAUCCUGAAGAUGUCCCAUAAUCCAAUCACAGUAGAGGGUGCCAUUGCUCUCGUCACAUGUGUCAGAAAGAAUCCAAAAUCCAGAAUGGAAGAAAUCAACAUCUCGAAUGUGCUGGUGAAUGAAGGGUUCAUCAAGCUGCUGGAUACUGUCUGUGAGAUACGUCCUGAACUAGAUGUCGUCUUUGGAGGGGUUGGAGGCUACAUUGCCAAGAAGCCAGAACAGUGUCCAGAUGCUAUGAAGCUGAUUCAGAACUAUUUGGAUGAAAACAAGCUGAGGCUCUGGGAUUUCUUUAGGAACAUGGACAAAUAUGGCAACAUGAAGAUUCCUGUAGCAGAAUUUCGGAGAGCCAUGAUGAUGCAAUCAAAGAUCCCCCUGGACCGGGUACAGGUUGGAGAACUGGUACAUAGGUUGGAUCAAAGCAGGACGGGGUAUGUGGACUACAGUCAUUUUAAAGUUGAGGAGCCAGAAAAGAAGCCUAAGGAAGAGAAGGAGGAAGAGGAAGAAGACUAA
Messenger RNA from Rhineura floridana, 1455 nucleotides. It is a transcript of the gene LRRC74A, whose product is annotated as leucine rich repeat containing 74A. NCBI's taxonomy places the organism in Eukaryota, Metazoa, Chordata, Lepidosauria, Squamata, Rhineuridae. The record is from RefSeq and is a predicted model, not a curated record. The coding region runs from base 1 to 1455 and encodes 484 amino acids. The transcript is spliced from 14 exons. Gene Ontology annotation, molecular function: protein binding; calcium ion binding.